UCAUUAGAAUAAUAUUGGAGUCGCUUUCAGAGUUUGUCCAAUUUCACAGCAUAACAAAUUUAUAAUAUUUAUAAACAUACAAGUUUUAGAUUGACUUGGUCACAAUAAGAGUUCUAAACUCUUUAUAACUCCUAAGUCCUAACAAUAAUUGAUACAACAACAUGUCAGUGUAUAUCAUCAACUAUUUCAAGUCUCCAAUUAAGUUUUUGUGGGGUUUGAGUAUGAAGAUGAAGCUUUUGUUAACAGUCGGCACUUGCUUAGUACUUUGGUCGGUGAUGUUAGUAUCUUUCUCAAACGUCUUCAAACACCACCUUCUUGGCGCUAUAGUCAACGGUUCAAAUGAUUCCGACAAACCUAGGGAUAAACUGUUAGAAGGUCUUUUAACUGCUGAUUUCGAUGAAGAUUCUUGCUUAAGUAGGUAUCAGUCUUCCUUGUAUCGCAAGCCAUCUCCUUACAAGCCUUCUCAAUAUCUUGUCUCUAAGCUUAGAAGCUAUGAGAAGCUUCACCAGCGUUGCGGUCCAGACACAGAAGCUUACAAGCAAGCAACAAAGAAUCUUGGUCAUGAUGAUGAGAAUUAUGCAAACAAGUCCGUUGGUGAAUGCAAAUACAUUGUGUGGGUCGCGGUUUACGGUCUUGGAAACAGAAUACUAACUCUUGCCUCAGUCUUCCUCUACGCGCUCUUGACAGAGAGAGUUGUCCUUGUUGAUCAAAGCAAAGACAUAAGUGAUCUCUUCUGCGAGCCGUUUCCAGGUACUUCAUGGUUACUCCCUAAUGAAUUUCCAUUGAUGAAUCAGAUCGAUGGCUACGACAAAGGAUACUCUCGUUGUUACGGAACAAUGUUGAAGAAUCAAACAAUUAACUCCACUUCAAUCCCGCCGCAUCUGUAUCUUCACAUCCUACAUGAUUCAAGAGAUGAAGACAAGAUGUUCUUCUGCCAAAAGGAUCAAACUAUGAUGAACAAAGUCCCUUGGUUGAUUGUCAAAGCCAAUGUCUACUUUGUUCCAUCUCUAUGGUUUAAUCCAACUUUCCAGACGGAACUAAUGAAGCUAUUCCCGCAGAAAGAAACCGUCUUCUACCACCUGGCUCGAUAUCUUUUUCACCCGACGAAUCAAGUUUGGGGUAUGGUCACAAGAUCCUACGAUGCUUAUUUAUCAAGAGCAGACGAAACACUUGGGAUACAAGUAAGGGUUUUCAGCAGACGCGCUGGUUAUUUGCAGCACGUCAUGAACCAGAUUGUAGCAUGUACACAAAGGGAGAAACUGUUGCCUGGACUAGCUACACAUGAAUCACAAGUCACCAAUACAUCAAGAAGCAAGAAACUUAAAGCUGUUCUUGUCACAUCACUGUAUCCAGAGUACUCUAAUAACCUCAAGAAUAUGUAUUGGGAACGGCCAACUUCGACAGGAGACAUAAUAGAAGUCUAUCAGCCAAGUGGAGAAAGGUUUCAGCAAACAGACAAGAAGCUUCACGACCAAAAGGCGCUCGCCGAGAUGUAUCUUUUGAGUUUAACUGAUAACACUGUCAUAAGCGCAAGGUCUACGUUUGGAUAUGUUGCUCAUAGUCUUGGAGGGUUAAAGCCAUGGUUACUCUAUCAACCAACGAGAGGUAAAACUCCUGAUCCACCAUGUGUUCGUGCUGUAUCCAUGGAGCCUUGUUUCCUUACUCCUCCCACUCAUGGAUGUGGAGCUAAGAAGAGAACUAACUCGGCCAAAGUCGUGCCUUUUGUGAGACAUUGCGAGGAUCUUUGGCAUGAUGGGCUUAAACUAUUUGAUGAUACUAAAGAUGAGUUAUAGAUGGUGUUACAAAAAAAAAGAUGUUAUUCCACUGAAAACAGAGAAACUUAAAUGAAUUUUUAUUGUAUGUAAAGAAAAAUAUAUAUUUGUAUAGAGUACAGAUGUCUUAAAAAAUAUAAUUUGAUUCAAUGAAUCAAUUUCUUUACUAAGCAUUUUGCAAAAAAAAAAAAAAAGUUCUUUAGUAAGUAGUCAAGUAUGAAAUCGAAUUGUCGAUAUUACCUUCUUUUUUUGUUUUCUUUUGACAGGCGUCAAAUAUUAUCUUACCUAUUAAAUUGUCAAUAAAUAUCACUAAAUUAAAUUAAAUUUUUAUCUUAAAAUUUGAAUUUAAUCCGUUAAGCUUUGUAUAUACUUAUUAGUAUUUAAUCCGUUACAAAUAUGGAAAUAAUCCGUCAAACUUUUCGUAGAAAAAAGUCAAUAUUACCUUUACUGUUUUUAAUACUACCUUAUUUCAUAUAGUAAUUAGCAGAUUGAUAUCUAAUUAAUACAAAUUCAAAGCGUGUAUUUACUGAUUUUAUAUAGAUGCGAAUGUUUAAAACCAAGAAGCCCUUUUUCUUGAAAAAUAAAUCCAUGUUUUUGGUUUAUGGUCUUCAUGAACAUUUCUUAAGUUCUAUGUGUUUUGAAUUAAUAAAUAAAAGAAAUUACCGUUUGUUUGUUGACUGAUUAACAAUAUGGAUACCAAGCAACCACUUGAUUCAGACGAUGAGGAACAAACGUAUUAUCAAAGAUCAAUUCAACCAAAACCAGAUCAAUGGAAAAAGGUACAUAAGUUAUGAGUUUAUAUAGUGUUUAUCACUUUUUAUUUGUUUCCUGUUCAUAUUUAAGCUCACGUCUCAACAUGUGUAAUUAUGUAUAUAUCAAAACACGAAUAAAACAAAUCAAUUGAUACAAAUGUUAUAUCAAGAUUAUAUCAAUAUUGAUAGACUGUAAUGGAGGAGCCUGCUCAAGAUCUAAAUCCACAUCAAUUUUAAUUUUCUAUCAUUCAUCUAUGCCUCUAAAAAUUCUAACGUGACUUUAAAUUUAAUGUGAAAUUAGUUGAACAAAGUUUUCUAAGAAAUUAUCAAAGUUGUCCUUUUGAUAUACAAGUUGUCAUAUGGUAAAAGCAUUCAAGACAAUUACUGUAUCUUUAGUUGAAUUGGAAGCUCGAGUUAGGCCGUUCUAGGAAGCUCGUGUUCGGCCUGUAAACUAUAUAGAUAAUACAUCAAAUGUGAUGUUAUUGUAUAGAGUCCAAGUUUUGAACAUAAAAUCGUUUGUUGAUAGUUCAAAACAAGUCUCUCACUUGCCAUUUCUUACGUUAAUUAAAAUCUAACAUACAGCUUGAUAAUCGAUAAUUCCAAAAAUUACGACUUUUUAUACGUUAACAAAUGUAGAGUCACGUACGGAGCUCGUUUAUAGACACAACCUAACACUGACACAUUGGAAUAUUCAAACUCUUUAUUUAUAAAUAUCAAGUUCCAUCCACUAAAAAUGGAUCACAAUUAAAAAAAGUAUAACCAUACACGCUAGAUUAGACUAAAGUAAU
This is a messenger RNA of Brassica napus (rape), 3312 nucleotides long. RefSeq names its product probable fucosyltransferase 7. Gene Ontology annotation, biological process: cell wall biogenesis; xyloglucan biosynthetic process. The transcript has 2 exons. Gene Ontology annotation, cellular component: Golgi apparatus; membrane. Gene Ontology annotation, molecular function: galactoside 2-alpha-L-fucosyltransferase activity. The record is from RefSeq and is a predicted model, not a curated record. The coding region runs from base 162 to 1793 and encodes 543 amino acids. Lineage: Eukaryota; Viridiplantae; Streptophyta; Magnoliopsida; Brassicales; Brassicaceae.